Durio zibethinus is the source of this 2423-nucleotide messenger RNA. Its product is annotated as transcription factor bHLH3. Gene Ontology annotation, biological process: regulation of DNA-templated transcription. Gene Ontology annotation, molecular function: DNA-binding transcription factor activity; transcription cis-regulatory region binding; protein dimerization activity. Gene Ontology annotation, cellular component: nucleus. Lineage: Eukaryota; Viridiplantae; Streptophyta; Magnoliopsida; Malvales; Malvaceae. The record is from RefSeq and is a predicted model, not a curated record.
CCUUGCUAAGCUGACAGUUUUUUCACGUGACAAUGAGUGAUUGAAACCAUUUGAUGGGACGCCCUUGUUUUUUCCUCCUUUCGCUGACGUGGCAUCGCUAAAUGCCGAAAUGUUUAAGGGAUAAGAAUGAAAUUUAAUAAAAUAAAAUAAAAUCAUAAGGCUAAAAAAAAAAAAAAACCCUAACAUUUUGAGGGAUCUGAAAUCUUUUGUCUUUCUCAGGUGAAACUGGGGAAUCUUCAAUCUCAAUUUCCAGUUCAGACGCAGUAUUUUUUCCACCUCAGGUUAAAGCUUUGUAAUUCAGCUGAUAGAUGUGGUUUUUGGGAAGUUUUAAAGUGCUCAAGUUGAGUGGGCACUGUUAAAUUACUUCAGUGCACUGAUUUAUGGUUUAAGAAUUUAUAGGUUUUAUAGCACAGUUGUGGGUACUCUGUUAUAAUUGGGGCUUUAUUUUAUAAUUCUGGAAGGUAAUAGAGAAAUGGGUGAAAUGUUUUGGUUGCACGAGGAAGAUAAGGCCAAGGUGGAAUCUGUUUUGGGUACUGAAGCCUGUGAGUUCUUGAUAUCAUUGGCUUCUAAAAAUGUGUUGUCAGAGUUGGUUACUCCUCCAUUAAGUGAUUUAAGUGUGCAGCAAAGGCUUUGCCAGAUCGUAGAUAGGUCAAAUUGGAACUAUGCAAUUUUCUGGCAAGUGUCAAGCUUGAAAUCUGGUGGAUCAGUCUUGGUUUGGGGUGAUGGGCAUUGCCGGGAUCCUAAGCUUGGUGGAGUUGGUGAUACGAGUACCUCUGGGGAUGGCAAAUUGGAAGGGGUUGAGAGGAAAAAUGAGGUGAAAAGGCUGGUGCUCCAGAAGCUGCAUUCAUGCUUUGGUGGGUCAGAGGAGGAUAGCUAUACUGCAAAGGUGAACGGAAUAUCAGAUAUGGAGGUGUUUUAUCUCACUUCGAUGUACUUUACAUUUCAUUGUGAUGCAUCAUAUGGUCCUGGAGAAGCCUACAAGUCUGGCAGAUCAAUUUGGACCUCAGAUGUGAAUAGUUGUUCGGACCAUUAUCAAUCAAGAUCAUUUCUAGCAAGAUCUGCUGGGUUGCAAACAGUGGUGUUCAUACCUGUGAAGUCUGGAGUUGUAGAGCUUGGUUCCAUCAAUUUGAUUCCUGAAGAGCAGAAUAUUUUGGAGAUGGUGAGUCCUUUGUUUGGUGGAUCCAGUUCUGUGCAGACAAAAACAAUUCCGAAGAUAUUUGGUCGUGAACUAAGUUUGGGUGGUUCAAAGUCACGAUCAAUUAGUAUUAACUUCUCUCCAAAAGUGGAGGAUGAGUCAGGCUUCACAUUGGAAUCAUACGAUGUUCAAGCACUAGGUUCCAAUCAAAUUUAUGGUAAUUCUUCUAAUGGAUGUCGAAGUGAUGAUGGCGAAGCAAAGUUGUUCCCACAUUUGCUUGUUGGAGGUUUGAAUGCUCAAGCGAGAAAUUCUGGUUCGGAGCAGACUAAGGAUGACUCACCUUCUUUACCUGAUGAGAGGAAACCAAGAAAGAGGGGAAGGAAGCCGGCCAAUGGGAGAGAAGAACCAUUGAAUCAUGUUGAAGCAGAGCGGCAGAGGCGUGAAAAGCUUAACCAGAGAUUCUAUGCAUUAAGAGCUGUCGUCCCUAAUAUCUCUAAGAUGGACAAGGCAUCUCUGCUUGGUGAUGCCAUUACCUAUAUCACUGACCUCCAGAUGAAGAUUAGGACGUUGGAAACUGAAAAGGAGAUGGUAAACAAUACGCAAAAGCAUUUGUCAGGACCUGAUAUAGAUUUUCAGCUGAGGCCUGAAGAUGCAGUUGUGACAAUGCGCUGCCCCUUGGAUGCCCAUCCGGUCUCUAGAGUCUUAAAAGCUUUCAAGGAAAAUCAAAUUACUGCACAUGAGUCUGAUGUAUCAACAACAGAUAAUGAAAAGGUUGUCCACACCUUCACCAUUCGAGCCCCAGGUGGCGCUGCUGAACAAUUAAAGGAGAAACUGGUGGACGCUUUUUCCAAGUGAUAGUCAGGUAACAGUGUGUUGAUAAUGUACAUCUAAGUUAAUGCUGUGCACCGGCUUGUAGAAAGAUGGGAUUCUGUACUGACCAACAAUAAGUGAUUAGUAUCUUUAUGUCCAUCGAUGAAAAUGAUAUGUACUCUUCACCUUUUUUAAAUGAAUUUGUUUUGUCGGAUCUGUGGAGACAGUGAGUCCUGUCGCGAUCUUUUGUUGAAUUUUCUACCCAAAAAAAAAGAGAAAAACCACCAAAGUGAAUGAAUUAGAUGCACAACAUGAAAACUGAAAGCUUGUACCUCAUGUUAAGACAAUUUCCAACUAAAAUUCGUGCGAGUUGUGGCAUAACAUCUGAUCUUUCCCUCUGUCCGUCUGUGGGUUACAAGUUGCAACCUGUACGGCUGUGCCAGUUGUUACGCUUUAUUUGUAUUUCAUACAUGAUUUU